CAUAUGGAUUAUUUAUGGUGGUCUGCCUUUGCCGCAGUGUAAAUUCUCCGUUUUUAUUUUUCAUGCAUUUUUGAUAUAAUUUUUGUGUUUGACAAUCAUGAUGGAGGGCUCACUGAGUAAAUGGACAAAUGUGAUGAAGGGUUGGCAGUACCGGUGGUUCGUGCUGGAUGAGAAUGCUGGUCUUCUCUCCUACUACACGUCAAAGGAGAAGAUGACACGUGGCGUGCGGCGUGGCUGCGUGCGCCUCCGAGCGGCCGUCAUCGGCAUUGAUGAUGAGGAUGACUCCACGUUCACCAUCACUGUCGACCACAAAACCUUCCACUUCCAGGCGCGAGACGGUUCAGAGCGCGAGCGUUGGGUGCGAGCGUUAGAAGACACGAUAUCGCGUCACGGGCGGCGCGAGCGGUGGUCGCGCUGCGUGCCCGCACCCAGCCACCGCCACGGCGACCUCGAGCGACGCAUCUCCGAGGCCGACGCCUAUCUACAGAUCAUGAUAGAACUCGUUUCCAAAAUGAACACCAGGGUAUCAGAAAUACCAGAGCCACAUGAGAAGAGUAAAGGACAAGUCAUCCUAGACCACGCCAACGCAAUGUUGGAUAACAUAAAACAUUCCAUAGUGCUUCUACAAAUAGCUAAGAAUACCGUGAAUCCAGUGAAUGGCGUGUACCAGGGUCCCACCAAUCCUUCCCAACAUAUCAAACAAGGCAGUAUGAGUGAGUUUUCAACAAUAGGUACGGCUACAAUACUAUCAUGCCCGGAGCCGGCGCAGCGCGUGGAGCUGGGCGCGGAGUGCCGCGAGCUGGCCACGCCGACGCACGCGCCGCUGCAGUCGCUCGAACACAUGGACGCGCCGCGACAGGCGAUGUCCCUCCUCGUGCCAGACACGUCAUACUCAUCAUCGGAAGGGGAAGACGACUUCUUCGACGCCGACGACGGUGCUGAUGCUCCAGGGCCCAGCGCCAGUCGAACAUGCACGGAGGGCGCGGCGGCGCAGGAGUCGCACCCGGCGGGCGCGGAACUCCCGCGCACCAGAGACGGAGAGAUCGACUACGAUGCUCUAUACGAAGACGAGUCGGACAGUGACCUGGGGUCGAUGGAGAACCACGGCUCUGUGGUCACGCACCUGCUGUCACAGGUUAAGAUCGGCAUGGAUCUCACUAAGGUUGUGUUGCCAACGUUUAUCCUAGAGAGGCGAUCACUUCUAGAAAUGUAUGCAGACUCAUUCGCUCAUCCCGACCAGUUCGUCAAGAUAGUGGACCAGCCGACCCCAAAGGAGCGCAUGGUGCAAGUGGUCCGUUGGUACCUGAGCUCGUACCACGCGGGGCGCAAGUCCCAGGUGGCCAAGAAGCCCUACAAUCCCAUCCUGGGCGAGGUAUUCCGCUGCCACUGGGACCUCGAUGACACCAGCCCCGCUAAUGAUAAGCAAGAGGUAGGCGACGGUCCGGUCCCAUGGUGCACACCGGAUCAGCUGUCCUUCGUAGCGGAACAAGUGUCACACCACCCGCCGAUCUCGGCGUUCUACGCGGAGCACGUGAACAAACGUAUACAGUUCGAAGCCUGGGUUUGGACGAAGAGCAAGUUCCUAGGACUCUCCAUCGGAGUCCACAACAUUGGUAAAGGCACCGUCACGUUGCUGGACACUGGGGAAGAAUACACGCUCACAUUCCCCAACGGAUACGGCAGAUCAAUACUAACAGUUCCCUGGAUCGAACUCGGCGGGUCGGUCGUCAUCGAGUGCCAACAGACUGGCCACAAGGCGAACAUAGAGUUCCUCACCAAGCCCUUUUACGGUGGCAAGAAGCAUCGUGUCACAUGUGAAAUAUUCGCCGCCAGCGACAAGAAGCCGUAUUAUACCGCGCAAGGCGAGUGGAACAGCAGAAUGGAUGGGCGCUGGACUGAUUCUGGGCGCUCGGAAGUGGUGUUCGACGUGUCGAGCAUGAAGCCGCGGCGCAAGCGCGUGGUGCCGGUGGGGCGGCAGGCGGCGCACGAGUCGCGGCGCGUGUGGCGCCACGUGACGUGUGCGCUGCGCGCCGCCGACUGCGACGCCGCCACGGCCGCCAAGCGCGCCGUGGAGCAGGCGCAGCGGGACGCCGUCAAGCUGCGGGACGCCAACGCCGAGAAGUGGCUCACGCAGCUGUUCAGCCCGAAAGGCGAGGAGGGUUGGGAGUACAACACACCCCUAACCAAACGGAUGGAGAAACCCAAGGCCGACACCGCCGAGAACACCAGAUAAUGUACUCUAUGCGGCACGACUUAAGGUAGAACUUCAACCUUGUAGGUUACCUAGGACAUUUCGUGGCGCACCAAAAUGCUAUUCGCUUAUAAUCUUACAAAUUCGGGAUUUAGCCUGUUCCGGUCUUCGCCAUACUUCUUAUAAAAGUCUCGUAUAAGCGCAUGUAUAAAGCACUGUUACACUUUUGAUUGUAUGAACGAUGGAUUAAAAAAAAAUGGUACCGAGAAAUUCGGUACUUUGACUUCGAAAUACCUGUAUUUGUACAUUUGUACUCCUUUAAAUAUACCUUGAUUUCAUUUGACGGCUUGAGAACAAUACAUAUCUUCUACCGGAGCAGACUCCUACUUCGAACCCCAAACGAAUUAACUCAAAAGUCCGCAUAAACUUUCCAGUUAUGAAGGGGCUUCUUGCCACGAAGCGAAAAUAGAUACACUUUGUUUAUUGAAUAUUAAGGUUUAAUAACACUAUCGCGAAUGUUUUCCGACUAGCUUAAUGCGAUCAUCAACCACAAAACACCACUUCGUAUUAAUUAUUUAGAUUAUUCAAUGAAGAAAGCAACCAUGCCGUUCACGUUCCCGCCAAAAAGCUUCCCGCCAUAACCGCUCAACAAUUAUUAGGCAAAAGUCUUGACGCAUACAGCCAAGUGUGUUUUUUUUUUUAUUAUUAUUAAAAUGACUGUCCUAAUAAUGCUAUAUUUUUUUCCAGCUGUCAAAUUAAUCAAACUAUAUUUAAUGGAGUGUGAUGUCUUUACAAAUAUCUCAACUAAAUAUAAUGGUCUGGCAGAAUUUUAGUUGAUCAAUAGAAUCCAUAGAAGAUCAAUCAUGUUAAUGCAUCGUGCAGUAGGCCUUGUAAAGCAAUAACUUCCAGGCAACUUUAGGGUUUAGAAUGAAUGAUUGAAAAUGCCUCCCCAUUAUAGUUUGAGAUAUUUAUAUAAUUUAUGUACCGACGUAACGAGCUGCCAAUUUUUUUUUUAUGAAAAAAAAAAAUACAAUCGGUACAGAUUUCUGCAGAUACCGGUAUUUUAAGCCGUUGCAGUGUUUGUGAAGCGGUUUGUGAAAUGAAAACUGGUGAGUUCGCAAAUGUAAUGGGUUACGGGAUCCUAAAUUUUGUGAUGCAAACGUAAAUGUACGUUGUGAUAGAGAACUAUUUCUGAACCGUAGUGUAAUUGUGAUUUAGCUAAAACUGCAUAUUGGACAAUGUCAACUUUUUUUAACGAAUAUAAUAAUAACAAAUAGCCUAUACAGGGUGUUAGUGACAUCGUAACGAAUACUGAUGAGGGUGGUUCACACCAUGAUUCUGAGUGAUAUCAAGCGGAAUUUCCUGUCGGAAAAUUCAUGAAAAUUCUUGUUUUUUUUUUCUUAAAUUAGUUUCAGUCAUAAUCUUGCGACGGAUAAUUCCACUUAAUGUCAACUCAGAAUCAUGUUCUGAAUCAUCAUUCAAAGUUUUCGUGACGAUCUCACUAACACCCUGUAUAUACGCUUUACUACUGGGCACAGGCCUCCCCUCAAUCAACUGAAUGUGAAAAAAUGUAACAGUACAGUUUAACUAAUACAUUUUUCUACCACUUACCACAGGCACUUACAGGCUUGGAACAUAGAUGAAUAUACCACUGACUACCCCAGUUGGGAAUAUCAUCAUGAGCUGUUAAUGUUAUGUCCAUGGUCAUUUGAUGUCAUCAUCCCCCUAGCAUUAUCCCGUUUUUCACAGGGUCCGCUUAGCUAACCUGAAGAUUUGACAGGUCCAGUUUUUUACAGAAGCGACUGCCUGUCUGACCUUCCAACUCGCGGAGGGAAAACCAGUCCAACACAGGUUAAGUCACAUACCUCCGAAAAUGCAUUUCUCGGGAAUGUGGGUUUCCUCACGAUGUUUUCGUCGAUGUAGCAUUCUCCAUGCUACUUUUUAGGGAAAAAUAGGGCAGUGGUUUCCCUCUUCCGCCCCGCAGUACCCUGUCUGACGCGAGUGUAAUGGCGCCCAGAGUAGUCUAUUACAUUUUUGGCAUUGUUCAAUAUGUUUUAUACCUUCAAAUUGUUUAAAAUGUAAGUCCGAAUCUUAAAACUAUAUUUUUCUGUCUAAGGUAUUAAUUACAAGUUAUCCAUUUAUCGGGUACUCUUAACAAUCAAUUUGAUCCCCCAAAUUUUAAGAUUUAUAUCAAAUCAGAUCCCAACAGUGGGAUCAAGUAGGCUAAUAAAAAAUAGGUAUUAUAUACAUUACCCAGAUUUGAAGUCUGUAGUAAAAUAUGGUUGUAAACACCUCAGUUUGAUUAAGAUUGAAAAAGGGUCGAGUAAAAUGGAAUGGGUGAAUAUCAAAAUGUCAAGUUUGGUGGCGAAUUUUCAUAUUAUUUUUUCGUGAAAAAUUGGGUUCCGACAUGAAAAAGGAUAGUUCUUACGAGGAACGAGUUACCUCGUGAGAAACAAGUUACCUUGUAGCUGGAACUAUCCUUUUUCAUGUCGGAACCCAAUUUGUCACGAAAAAAUAAUAUGAAAGUUCGCCACCAAACUUGGCACACUUUGAUAUUCACCCAAAUACACUCGAAACCCGCCGACCCGUCGGCUAAUGUUGGCAACAUUAUGUUGGCUGUUUGGCUGGUGGCUUCAGUCAUUGCAAGUUGGAAAACUAAAAUGACGCCGAGCACCUUAGCACGUAGAUUACGCAAGUCAGCGAUAUGUCGGCGGGUUUCUAUUGCCUUCAUUAUUUUUUUCAUACAGGCCCUCGAGUUGUGUCGCUUUUGGUGUGUUAUACGCAACAUAAUACCGUAGACAGCCCAUUUUAUUCCUAUUUCUAAUUUGACCAACGUGUUAUUUCUAGUUUUUAUACCCUUGACUCUUAAAUUGUUUUGUAAUUUAACUGUUAAAUGGCCUAUCGAUGUACUGGAGUAAUAGAGGCAAUAUUGUAAAUAUAAAGCUGUAUGCAUUUGUGACUUCUGUUAUUCACGCUAAGCACACGCUAGACAGGACGGUGUUUGUUUAAUUGAGUCUUUAUCUUGACAGAUAGAAAUAUCCUAUAACUCUUCUUCUAUCGUGUGAGUUGUGUGGUGGAUUACUAACCCCAUCAACCAUAGUAUCAGGGUUAUUAAUGAGCCGCCAAACGCCCCUGACAUGACUCAUGUAACGACUACAUACUUACAUCAGUAAGUAGUAAAGUAAACCUUCCGAAGCACGGAUCACCUUAUUUUCGGACAAUCAGGUGAUCAGCCUGUAAUGUCCUGACCAAACUAGGGAUCACAAAGUGAUUUUUAUGAUAUGUUCCCCACCGGGAUUCGAACCCGGGACCUCCGGAUCGUGAGCCCAACGCUUGCGGUAAGGGUAUGCAAAAUCACAAGAUAGGAUUUCAAUCUUGUUAAGACAGAAACUUGAGUUAUGCGAACACCUUACAGAUCGGCUUUACCACAAAACUGUAUUUGGCACUUUAAGAAUGACAGCUAGGCAAAAUUUAACUGUAAAGGGUUGUUAACAAGUAUCUUAAAUUUAUGGGUUUUUCAUUAUCAUUCCAAAAUAGACAUAAAUUAAUUGUCAAAUGUGAAUACAGAAUCGAAAUUCUUUAAAAAUGUAAUAGUUACAGUCGUCCGACCUAAUUCAGAGAGUUAAAAAGAAAUGGCGUGGAAUUCUCUGCCGUCUUCUGUAUUUCCGAAUGCAUAUAACCCCUGUGCUUUCAAGGGCAGAGUGAACCGGCACCUUUUGGGCGAGCUCGCUCCAUCUUAGACCUCGUCAAUGCCUUCGGGAAAGUCUGGGACCUAGAGCAAACCCAUCAAAGGUAAAAAAAUGGCAACAACAGAUUGACAAGCAACAUACAAAAUAACGUUGUGCUAGAACAGGACGGAGUAUACCACUAAUUAUAUUUCAGGCGUUAUUUCAAAUGACUAUAAAUUUGCUUGGCUGUCAAAUUCUUUAAAACGUGCUAAACACUAAAAACUUUUUAUGUGGUAAGAUAAUGUUUUUAACUGGGUAAAGGACUAAGUAUGUAAUAAUAAGACGCUUUAAAAGACCCUCUAAUUCUUAGCUUUUUUUUUGAUAAACCUCAUUCGAUAAACGAUUAAAAAAAAUAACUCGUUCUUGAGUGAUGUUUGCCAAUUAAAGGCAAUAAUUCAUGUUUAUACAUAUAACACGGAGACGCCAUUGUUUCACAAUAACGAUUGUUUUAUAAAGGUUAGGUUUAUUUUCUUAUUCGGUUUCAUUUCCCAUUCGUUUACAUUUCUUAUACGUUAAAAUAUUGUUAUAAAAUGUGUAAUAGUCGUGCAAAUAUCGACUAGAUUUUUUGAAACCACUGCGAAUGUUAAAAGGAAAAAAUCUUUAAAAGCUUAGAGAGAAAAUUUGUAAUAUAUAAGAUGAUAUUAAAAACGAUGAUCUUAGAAAUAGGAGAGUAAAAAUUAGAUGGGUAAUAGACUAGAGAUUAGAAUGUUUUAUCUUUUACUUGUACAUUAAAUACUUACUUUUUAUAAAUACCAGAAAUUAAAAAGUAGGUUAAAAGUAGAUCCUUGAAUGGAAGGUUUGUGCUACUGAUAUGUGUAAUGCUCAUAGGACCGAGUGUGCGUAGGAUACUCGUUCAAAUAUUUUGAAGUUAGAAGUACUGUUUGAUAACUUACGAAAAGGCAAGGCAUUUUUAUACUUUAUAAUUGAAUAAAUAUUGCUAUAUUUUUUCUUUAGGUUAUGCUCUUCAAUAUUAUGAUAAAUGACCACUAAUAUGUAAUGUCAAAGAGAAACUUUUUUGUAUAAAGAUACCUAGACAUCGGCACUACAGUUAAUACGCCAUUUUGAAAAUAAUGCUUCGGAUUUUUCAAGAUGGCGGAUAGGUAUGCUAACGAAAUUCGAUGUAAUUUAUAUGUAAAAUAAACGAAAAUGUACCGUUAUCUAAAUGAGGUUAAGGUUUAUUGUAGUUUUCCAUACUUAGUCCUUACCCUACUUCAUAAAUAUAAAAUGAUAAAAAAGAAACGUAAUAAUAGUGAAAAGACUGAUCAAUGAACGAAUCACAGCGAGGAAAGCAAUGAAGACACAUGCAAAUAUAACUAUAUCCCAUCACAUAGACUUAUUUAAUUAAUAGUUAAACAAUGUUGUAUAUUUCAAUAAAAAAUUACGUUUAAAUUUA
Molecule: messenger RNA, 7312 nt
Organism: Pectinophora gossypiella (pink bollworm)
Lineage: Eukaryota; Metazoa; Arthropoda; Insecta; Lepidoptera; Gelechiidae
Product: oxysterol-binding protein-related protein 9
Exons: 16
Coding region: 98-2233 (711 amino acids)
Cellular component (GO): intracellular membrane-bounded organelle; membrane; cytosol
Molecular function (GO): sterol binding
Source: RefSeq, a predicted model, not a curated record